This is a messenger RNA of Colletotrichum gloeosporioides, 1323 nucleotides long. RefSeq lists its product as uncharacterized. The coding region runs from base 1 to 1323 and encodes 440 amino acids. Lineage: Eukaryota; Fungi; Ascomycota; Sordariomycetes; Glomerellales; Glomerellaceae. The transcript is spliced from 3 exons. The record is from RefSeq and is a predicted model, not a curated record.
AUGGACCAAGCUGAGAUACAGCCCAAACCCAGCGCCAGUCGCCAUCUCCUCUCACCUCAGAACCAUCCUCAGAACUCACACAAAUCUGCCAAGGGUUCUUCAAGCUUUCAUGUCGGGAAAGAGCAGUCUCCUGAGCCGUUUGGCGGCGCACCUCCCACACUUAUUCGGGCGGCUUCUAUGCCACCACACACGCCAAAGAGGAAUACUACUCCGUACACUGGCCAAAGUGAAAGUCAGAUACCCAGUCACGAGACUGUGGCGAAGCAAGAAUACGACCGAGAGAUUUCGCGCCGAAAGGAUGUUGAGGCCGAGCUGGAGGCGAAAGAUCGCCGGCUAGCGGAAUCCGAAAUCAAAUUAAAAGAUUCAGAGGCAUCUCUUGUCGCUGUCCGAAAGAAAUGGAAGGAAGCAGCCACCGACCUCGACCAAAUGAAGUCGUCGCAACAAAGAGGCAUUUAUCAUAUGACGGACAGCGAGCUCAAGGAUUCUGUGACGAGGCUCCGGUACAACAUCAGCCGGUUUGCAAUUCAGUACUUUGGUGGCAGGCUGCCAAGAGAAACCAGUGUUGAGAGGACAGUAGACUCCAGGGAUUCUAAGGGAUGGAGAACAUUGUCCAAAUUCAUCGGGGGGCGAGAUAUCACGAUUGCCUAUAUUGAGUCCGACAGACGGCGGUCUUACAUCAUUCAGGCUCUUAUUUGGGACAUAGUCUACUAUGAUAUUUUUGGCGAGGCGCUCUGGGCCGGACAGAAAAGGUCCGCGUUCAAAAGCCUGUCUGAUCACUUCCAAACACCAGAAAGAAAUGAAGGUAGUGACUCUGACAUCGAGGCAUGCCGAAGGUUUUGUCGGUGGAGAGCCGAGACAGCAGCAUUAAUCCUUGAGUCCAUCAACUCGUCCAGGAGUGAACGGGAGAGAUGCAACCAAUCGUUGUCGGAAAAGAUCAACUCUGUUUGCAAUUACGUUUGCAAACACGUGAUGCCGCUCACAAGACAUACCCAAGGCCUCCGUGAGGAGAUCCUCGAUAUCCUCCAAGAAGCUGCAAUGCUCGACGAAUCCAUGAAAAGGCAAGCUGUUCGCUUGGGUUGGACCUUUGCCAAAUCCCAAAAGGCAUUCGAGAGUACUUCAAUGACCUUGGUAAGCGGGGAAUCUUGGGACGCCCAGAUGGAUGGUAUGUGGGUGACCAUUUCCCCCGGGUUGGUUAGACAAGGCAAGUCGACAGGUGAAGAUUUUGAUAUUGAAACAAGACUGCUUUCCACGGAGGUAUCUUGGAUAAGUACUGUCCGGGCGGAAGUUUCAGAGCAGAACGUUCGCCGCAAUCGGACAUACUAA